GACAAUUGUUACCCCAACCCUUGUCAAAAUGGUGGCACGUGCUAUAACGAGGGAAUGGACUACACGUGCACGUGUACUGGAGAUUGGCUCGGUCAAAGGUGCACUGAUAAAAAUGGCGCUUGGGGAUCAUGGGGUUCAUACGGCGCAUGCUCCAAAACUUGCGGAACCGGAAAGAAGACAAGAACAAGGACAUGUGACAAUCCUGCUCCUCUUGGUAACGGCGCCACUUGUCCUGGUGACGUCAGUGAAGAUGCCGACUGCAACACGCAACCAUGCCCAAUUGAUGGCAUGUGGGGAAGUUGGGGAUCAUGGGGCACUUGUUCAACUACUUGCGGUGGAGGUAACCAAAAUCGUACUCGGACCUGUACCAACCCACAACCUCAACAUGGAGGUAACGACUGCGUUGGAAAUGCUCAGGACACGCCCCAAUCCUGUAGUACAAACCCAUGCCCUAUCGAUGGUGAGUGGGCGAGCUGGGGAACCUGGGACACGUGUUCUGUCACAUGCGGGGGAGGAACACAGGGGCGAAAUAGAACAUGUACAGAUCCGGCCCCUCAAUAUGGCGGAAAAGACUGCGUGGGUAGUUACACGGAUUCACCUCGUGACUGCAAUACUCAAGUCUGCAUCAUUGAUGGAUCAUGGGGAAGUUGGGCUUCUUGGGGCACGUGCACGAAGACUUGCGGAGGAGGAGAGUGGUCCAGAUCACGCACGUGUGAUAACCCAGCACCUGCGAACGGAGGAAAAGAUUGUGUGGGUGCCAUGUCUGAAUUCAAUGACUGUAACACAGCCGCGUGCCCAACGGUGGCCGCAGGACAAUACCAACAGAUGUGUCCAUCCGGGUAUUUUACCUGUGAGACUGGUUCGAUGAGCUGCAUUCAAGAGUCAUUCAAGUGUGACUGCUCCAGUGACUGCGACGACGGAAGUGACGAAACAGAAGGCUACGCCGGAUGUCCCGCUACACAGGCAGCCAUGUGCAUGGCGGAGAACUCUAGUUGUACUUAUGCUUACUGUCCAAGCGGAUGGUCUAAGUAUGGCAACAACUGUUACAAACUCUUCACGAGUAAAAAGGAGUGGUCAGUGGCUGGCAGAGAUUGCCAACGUUACGGAGCAAAUCUCGUCAGUGUCGAGACUUCCGGGGAAAACUAUUUUGUAGAAGGUCUCAUUGGUCGAUAUACAGUCUGGACCAGCGGAUCUGACCGGAACUACGAGGGAGCCUGGGCGUGGUACAGCGGAUACGGAAAGUGGUCGUACACAAAGUGGCACAGAGGUGAACCUAAUAACUGUUGUGGAGGCGAACACUGUUUGCAGAUCUAUGAGAAUCGGAGGGGAUGGAACGAUUUACCAUGUAACCGAGCCCUGGCCUAUGUUUGUGAAAUCCAUUAUGGAACAUCCAGCUGCAGCGGUUGGCAUCAGAGGGGCAACAGGUGCUACAGGAUGUUUGGAAAGACUAACUGGAUAACUGCCCUGAGAACAUGUCAGAACAACGGAGCUAAUCUAGUCAGCAUCGACGAUAGCGGAGAACAGAGUUACAUAGAAGGAUUAAUUGGAGGAAACAGUGUGUGGACCAGUGGUAUUGACGGAAAUAAGGAAGGAUAUUGGUUCUUUGCUAGCGGAACACGGUCCUGGUCCUAUACCAAGUGGAACAGAGGUGAACCAAAUAAUUCUGGAGGCGAACACUGUAUCCACGUUCUGACCAAUAGGAAUGGUUGGAAUGAUCUUCCAUGCACACACACCAGUAUCUAUACCAUGUGUGAAAAACCAGCACCGAGAGUCAAUGGAAACUGGGGUUCGUGGGGAUCCUAUGGGAGUUGCACCAGGUCUUGUGGGUCAGGUACCCAGACCCGCCGCAGGUCAUGUAACAACCCCGCCCCAUCUAAUGGAGGGUCAACUUGUCCUGGGUCCUCCUCCAGUUCACGAAGUUGUAACACACAUUCAUGCGCAGUUCACGGUAAUUGGGGCAGUUGGGGUGGAUAUGGGUCUUGUACCAAGUCUUGUGGAAGUGGCACCAAAACCAGAAGGAGGUCAUGUAACAACCCCGCCCCCGCCCACGGAGGACGGAACUGUGGCGGAUCGUCCACCCACACCGUGUCUUGUAAUACUCACAGCUGUCCAGUCCACGGUAACUGGGGUAGUUGGGGAAGCUAUGGAUCUUGUACCAGGUCUUGUGCUGGCGGCACCAAAACCAGAAGGAGGUCAUGUAACAACCCCGCCCCCGCUCAUGGCGGAAAUAAUUGUGGCGGAUCUUCCACCCACACCGUGUCUUGUAACACACAUAAUUGUCCAAUCCACGGAGCUUGGGGUAGGUGGGGAAGUUACGGAUCCUGUACCAAAUCCUGCGCCGGAGGAACGAAGACAAGAAGCCGACAGUGUAACAACCCGACCCCACGGUACGGCGGAAAUAACUGUCCCGGGUCCAGCACCAGUAGCACUUCCUGUAACACACAUAACUGCCCAAUCCACGGAGCUUGGGGUAGGUGGGGAAGUUACGGAUCCUGUACCAAAUCCUGCGCCGGAGGAACGAAGACCAGAAGCCGACAGUGUAACAACCCGACCCCACGGUACGGCGGAAAUAACUGUCCCGGGUCCAGCACCAGCAGCACUUCCUGUAACACACAUAACUGCCCAAUCCACGGAGCUUGGGGUAGGUGGGGAAGUUACGGGUCCUGUACCAAAUCCUGCGCCGGAGGAACGAAGACCAGAAGCCGACAGUGUAAUAACCCGACCCCACAGUACGGCGGAAAUAACUGUCCCGACUCUAGCACCAGUAGCACUUCCUGUAACACGCACUACUGUCCAAUUCAUGGAAACUGGGCGUCUUGGGGUAGUUGGGGAUCGUGCACAGUGACCUGUGGGGGUGGUAAGAAGGACAGGUCAAGGACGUGUACUAACCCGGCCCCCAAGUACCUCGGCAGAGAUUGUGCUGGAUCUGACGCUGACAGGACAGACUGCAACACUCAUCAUUGUCCAAUUGACGGAGGUUGGGCGGCCUGGGCACCCUGGACCUCGUGCACGGUCACGUGCGGUGGUGGAACCAAGGACAGGUCAAGGACGUGCACCAACCCCAGACCUCAGUAUCUGGGCAAAGAUUGUCCCGGAUCUAAAGAUAGCCGAACGACCUGUAACACGCAUCACUGUCCGAUUGAUGGAGAAUGGGCGGCGUGGGGUAAUUGGGGCACGUGUACUGAAACGUGUGGUGGCGGUAUUCAAACACGCGGCCGCACGUGCACUAACCCUGCACCACAAUACGGUGGGGCUAACUGCAGGGACUUCUCUUCAGCAACACAGAGGUGCAACACGCAUAACUGUCCAAUUGAUGGAGUCUGGGCAUCUUGGGGGCAAUGGGACACGUGCACGGUGACUUGUGGCGGAGGAAGUCAGGGAAGAAAGAGAACGUGCACAAACCCUGCACCUCAAUAUGGCGGCGCUGCUUGUUCCGGAAGUACUGAUUCUAGCCAAACCUGCAACACCAAUCCAUGUCCAAUUGACGGAGUCUGGGCCAACUGGGGCUCCUGGAAGACUUGCUCUGUGACGUGUGGCGGAGGAACACAGAGUCGUGAUAGGUCCUGUACGAACCCCGCCCCCCAACAUGGCGGCGCCGCGUGUCCCGGACUCAGCACCAGCUCCCAGAACUGUAACACUCAAGUCUGCAUAAUUGACGGUGCAUGGACCGACUGGUCACCAUGGGGAAGUUGUAGCAAGAGUUGUGGCGGCGGUAGAAGGUCAAGGUCAAGGACAUGUGAUAACCCGAAGCCUGCAAAUGGCGGAAAAGACUGUACCGGCGACUCCGGAGAUUUCGGGGAUUGUAAUCCUGACGACUGCCCAACUGUUGCUGCAGGCACAUACCAACAGCUGUGUCCCUCUGCCUUUUUCACUUGUCAAUCGGGAGCUAUGACUUGCAUCCAGAAAGCCUUUGUCUGUGAUUGUUCCAACGAUUGUGAUGAUGGCAGUGACGAAACUUCCGGUUAUGCUGGCUGUAACGUAGAGGCAUGUCUGGGAGGGGCCGGACUAAAUAUGGCUUCUUUUGCACUGAUCAUGACGUCACUGAUUAUCUCGGUCUUCCUGACGCUUUGA
Messenger RNA from Saccostrea cuccullata (small rock oyster), 4071 nucleotides. RefSeq names its product SCO-spondin-like. Bases 55 to 4071 code for a protein of 1338 amino acids. The record is from RefSeq and is a predicted model, not a curated record. Gene Ontology annotation, molecular function: protein binding. The transcript is spliced from 26 exons. NCBI's taxonomy places the organism in Eukaryota, Metazoa, Mollusca, Bivalvia, Ostreida, Ostreidae.